Molecule: messenger RNA, 3616 nt
Organism: Centropristis striata (black sea bass)
Lineage: Eukaryota; Metazoa; Chordata; Actinopteri; Perciformes; Serranidae
Product: NACHT, LRR and PYD domains-containing protein 1 homolog
Exons: 17
Coding region: 241-1686 (481 amino acids)
Source: RefSeq, a predicted model, not a curated record
UAAUCCGACUCAUGUUGCUUAUAGUCUGAUUUUGAAUCAUUCAGUCACUGCCUGUUUUCUUUCUCCUCAGAGAAACAUCAGUUUAUACUGCUCCAGAAAGAAGUAACUAUGAUAUCACUUAAAAUGUAGAUUUUGGAAACACUGGAGGAUUUGAAGUCCGAGGACCUUAAGAAAUUCAAGAGGCUCCUUCAGCACAUUUAUGAAAUAAAUAAAGAAUACCCAAGAAUCCCAAGGCACCGAAUGGAGACAGCAGGGAGAGUUGGCCUAGCAGAGCUGAUGGUGGAGACCUACGGCCAGCAGUCUGUGGAGGUGACCAGGGAGGUUUUAGAGAAGAUUAACAGGAGAGAUCUGGUGCAGAGGUUCUCUGAAAUCAGCUUAGGAUCUGGAGGGCCUUCAGGAAGCUUGGAGCUUGAGGGUUGUGGCAGCAUGACGCAGGUCUCCAGUGACUGGACUAAACUUGACCCUGAAGUGAAAAGUACAGACGAGACUCCAACUUACAGCCUACAGUCUGAAGCAGGAAACUUUGAAUGCAGCGUCUCUGGCUUGCGCUGGGUCUGUAAGGAAAAGGUCAGCUUGAAGUACCAGUUUUGCUCUUCGAAGUAUCACAUGGAGAAGAUUGAAAGCAUACAGUACAUGCCUGCAGGUCCCCUUAUGGACAUCAAGGUCAUUGCUGGGAAGUUAGAUGUUGUGUUCCUGCCUCACUGGAUCUGCAUCGACGACAACCCUACAAUAUUAGACAAGUUUGCAGUCCUGCACAUAGAUGACUGUGGAGUUACUGUGGAAAAAGUGUCUGAGGUCACAUCGUCCCAUGUCAAGCUGUGUGAGCCAACUUUCUCUCUGAAAAUGGUCCUGGUCAAACUUGGCUUUUCAGUGGAAAUAAACUGCAGGGUGUUCGUACACAAGACCAACAGACCAUUCCUCAAACUCCAUGUUUACCUGAUCCCACCUGACCCUGCUCUGAAAGAGGAAUUGGACAAGAAGAAAAACUCCUUUGGAUAUGAAGAAAUCCCAUUGCAACAUCCAAAGAAGCCUCUGAAGAUGAAUGAUUGGUUCAUCCUUACAGCACAUUUGGAUGGCAAAGAAAUGGCUUCUGAUUCAUUACAGCUCAUAUAUGAAAGCAUGGAGCCCAACUUCUACAAAUUGUUUAUUGAGAAUCCAGACAAAGACCUUGUGCUCCUGCUGAAACGGAAAAAUGAGCUUCCUGUAUGGACUGAGAAAAUUCUAAAAGAAGAAUACCAAAGCACAGGCCCUGUAAAAGCUGCGGGACCCUCAGCUGGAGCAGCAGAAGCUGCGGGACCCUCAGCUGGAGCAGCAGAAGCUUCAAAAUCAUCAACUGGACCAUGUGAUGAUGCUACAGUAAGAGUUGAAGAGAGAAGGAGACAGUCCCCCAGACCUGGUCCAAGUGGCAAGGAACACCGGUCUGCACAGAUACAGGAAGCAAAGGAUAAAAUGAGGCUUUUGAAAAUACUGAAAAAAAUGGAUGACGAUCAGUUCAAAGAAUUCAAAUGGCACCUGGAGAACCUCAGUGACAUCCCUGCGAGUGAACUGGAGGACAAGAAAAAGUUUGACGUUGUGAAUAAGAUCUGGCAGACCUACACAGAAAGAUCUGUGGAGGUAACCAAGAUUGUUUUACAGGAAAUACCCAGGACUGAUCUGGUGCAGAUGUUGUCAGAACCCAGCUCAUGACCCAAAGCUGCAGGAUCAUCAGCUUGAGCAUCUGGAGUGAAAACCACAGAGGGAGAGCAAAUCUGUGGAUGAACACUUGUCUGCAGGGAUCCACAAAGUGAACAUCUCGCUGACUCGGCACAACACAGCUUUAAUUCAACACAUGAUGGUUGAAAAUCAUCCUCAACUUGAACUGAUAUAUCAUGAUACAAACAAAAAACUGAGCUACAUUCAAGUUUUCUUCAAUCAUGUAAAGACACUGCAACAUCCAGCACUGAGUAACAAAGAAGGAAAUGUGAGCUUUUUAAAAUGUAUUUUUAGUCUAACUGAAAUUUGAAAGAUUUUCCAACAGAAGUGUAAAAUUAAUAAGUAUUUAUGAAACAGUCAUAUGAUAACAAUACUUGUGCACAUUCCACCAUGGCAACUGCUGAAGUUCCAUGUGAAGUUUUACAUGACCUUGUUGCUAAGAUACAGACUAAACAUCCAGAAGGAUUCUUGAUAAUAUCAGGAGACUUCAAUCAUGUUUCCCUCUCCUCCCACCUGACUGGAUUUACACAGUUUGUUAAUUGUCCCACCAGAGAAAAUAAAACCCUUGAUCUGCUGUAUGCUAAAGUCAAACAAGCUGACAGAGCUACUGCCUUUCCCCCAAUACGCAGUCAGACCACAACUUAGUUCUUCUGGAAACUUGUUACAAACCCUGUGUGUGGAGGCAGCCUGCAACUAAACUCACAGUCAGGAAACGGACACCAGAGGCAACUGAGCCUCUAAAGGACUGCUUUGAAUGUACAGACUGGAAUGUGUUGCUGGAAACAGAGGAGAACAGUAUGGACAUUGACAGACAGGUUGACUGCUUUACUGAUUACAUCAACUUCUGUAGAGACACAGUCAUACAUAAAAUGUCCAGCUGAACUUAAUGACUACAGACCAGUAGCCCUCACUUCUGACAUCAUGAAGACCUUGGAGCAGCUGAUUCUACGCCUACUGAGAGUCGAAGUCGAAGACAAACUCGACCCCCUGCAGUUUGCAUACAAACAACACAUGGGAGUGAACGAUGCUGUCCUCUACAUGCUUCACCGUGCCCCUGCUCAUCUGGGGGAAACUGGUGCUUAUGUGAGAAUCAUGUUCUUUGAUUUUUCAAGCGCAUUCAACACCAUCCAAACCAACAUACUCAAAAACAAGCUCACAGAGAUGAGAGUGGAUCUUUCCUUCAUCUCCUGGAUCACAGAUUACCUGACAGGAAGACCACAGUAUGUCAGGUUGGGGAACUGUGUUUCUGGGACAUUAAUGAGCAGCACAGGGGCUCCACAAGGGACUGUUCUGGCUCCAUUACUGUUCACACUGUACACAGCGGAAUACAACUUUUGAGUCCUGCCACAUCCAGAAAUACUCGGACGACGAUCUGAUAAAAGUGACUGGAGUCACAAGAACUAUCUCCUACUGAACACCUCAAAGGCUUCCUUGUUAUGAUGAUAUCUAGUAAUGUAAAUAAAUUAUCUUGUUAUAACAACAUAUCAUGUCAUAAGGAGAAACUGUUUUAAAGAGAUUCAUUGAUUUUUUUUUUUUAAUCACAAGAAAGUUAUGUGAUUAACAAGAUAAAGUGAAAUAAUUUAAAAUAUUAUGACAAGAAAACUUUGUUCUUAAAAUGACAAAAGUUGGUGUGGUAUUAACUGAAAUAUAUAACAUGAAACAUAUAAUUUUAUAACAUGAAUAUGAACUAGGUUAUUUGUUUCAUACAGCUUUUUUUUUUAAAAAAGGGUAAAAAGGAAACAUGUUCAUCUUCUAAAUCCAAGUUUGUAAUAUCUUUAUUCUUUGUUUUUCCAUCAUCCCUAAUGUAAAGGUUUCCUGUUAAGUUUUUGUUGUCUAAUAGCUUUGUUGACCUGUUUUUCUAUGAGUGGGACCCAUGCUCAUCUACAUGAUUAAAUAUUGGUGAUGUGAUGCAAAGCCCUGCCAA